AUGAAUAAGUAGGGUAUUUCAAUAAUUCAAAACACUUUACUUAAAUUAAAAAAUCUUAGAUCAAUAAACCUAUAUUUAAGCAGUUCUAUUGAUAAUCUUAAUUUUAAUUUACAAUUGAGUAAACUUAUUUCGAAUGUCACCCAAAUUAAAAAGUUUGAUCUGUUAAUAGACUUUGACAAAAAGAAUCAACUAGCUUCUAAAGAAGGAGUUUUUUCCAUUUUUAAAUCUUUUAGUUAACUUACAAAUCUACAAAGUUUACGAUUUUCUAUGAAGAAUAUAUAUGUGAAUCCAAGUAUUUUAGAAGAAUCUUUUAACUUACUACCUCCUCUUUAAGAAUUAGCCUUUUAUGUAAAAUAUCCCUAGAUAGAUAAUGAAUAAACUAAAUGCAUUUGUUUUAAAAAACUGUUUCCUUGCUUUUUUUAGAAGACAAAUUCUAAUAUUUAACUGCAAUCAGUUAAUAUCUUUAAAAGCCUUAACUAGAUAGAAAAUUUGUCAUUCUCUCUUCAAGAUGUAAGUGAUGAAUAGCUAAUAGCAUUAGGCUUAGGACUAAAGAGUCUAAAAAGAGUAAAAUAUUUAUCUGUUUUUAUAAAUCCUUAAAGCUAAAUAUUCAAAAAAGAGUUUUAAUCUAAUUCAACUAAACUACUCUAUGACUUCUAUGAUUAAUAUAUAUUAUAAGGAAAAAUAGAAUCAGAAUUAGGUAUUUGCUGCUUUGCAUAGGGUUUAUCAGUUCUACGCUAGCUACAAACACUUAAACUUCAAAUUGAAUAAAUUAAAAUAAAAAAACAAGGAUUAGCUGCCUUAUCACAAUGCUUCUACAACUUAAAAAAUUUAAAUAAUUUGUAUAUUAAAUUAGGAAGUGACUUUAGUGGAUAAAGUAACUUUUUAACGAACGUAAUGUAAGGUUUAAAAAAUUUAAAUAACCUUAAAAUAUUACAAUUAGAAGUAGAAUCUUUUAUUUUUUCAACUUAAAAUACUGAGGGGUUAGCUAAAACCUUUGAAAAUAUGUUAAAUUUAGAGAUUAUUAGUUUAUCAUUUACUAAGAGUCCUUAUUAUUUGCAUGAAGACAAUUAAGUAAGUUGCUUAUCUGAUAUUUUUUUAAAGUUAUAGAACCUCACUUCAAUUAAAUUAAAAAUUGAGUAUCCUUAAUCAGCAUAAAUGAUAUCACAAUAGCUUGUAAACCAUAUUAAAAAUGCAAAAACUAUUUAUUUUGAAAUAAAAGAUACAAUGUCAAAUAAAAAUGACAUAAAAACUUUUAUAUAAAAUAUCAUUUAAAACUAACAGAUAAAUUAUUUAUUUUAUAAUCUUUAUUUUGAUGAUUUUUAGAAUACAUUUGAAAAGUAUUUUAAAAGGGAGUUCCAAAAAAAGCUUAAGUUUUUAAACCGGCUAGUUAAAUAUUCAUACAAAAAGUGA
Tetrahymena thermophila SB210 is the source of this 1410-nucleotide messenger RNA. RefSeq lists its product as hypothetical. NCBI's taxonomy places the organism in Eukaryota, Ciliophora, Oligohymenophorea, Hymenostomatida, Tetrahymenidae. The transcript has a single exon. The record is from RefSeq and is a predicted model, not a curated record.